AGCGCCACGGCCAUCAGUUAGCUAGCAACGCUUCGAGACAUUGAUCCCCCAGCACAAGCUCAUGGCAGCCAUGCAAGUACCACGAUCAAUGCGGAUCCUUCUCCUCCUCCUCCUCUCACCGCUCCUCCGCCUCGCUUGCGCCAGCCCUCCGCCGGAGCCGGUGGCCUGCACGCGCGGCACGUCCGACUGCACGGUCACCAACGUGUACGGCUCCUUCCCGGACCGCACCAUCUGCCGCGCGGCCAACGUCACGUUCCCGCGCACAGAGCAGGAGCUCGUCGCGGCCGUGGCGGCGGCGGCCGCGGCCAAGCGCAAGGUCAAGGUCGCCACCCGCCACUCCCACAGCUUCCCCAAGCUGGCCUGCCCCGGCGGCCGCGACGGCACGAUCAUCAGCACCGAAAAGCUGAACCGGGCCGUGAGCAUCGACACCCAGAGGAGGCUCCUGACGGUGGAGAGCGGCAUGUUGCUCAGGGACCUGAUCCGGGUCGCCGGCGACGCGGGGCUGUCGCUGCCGCACUCGCCGUACUGGUACGGCAUCACCAUCGGCGGCCUCUUGGCGACCGGCGCGCACGGGAGCUCGCUGUGGGGCAAGGGCAGCGCCGUGCACGAGUACGUCGUCGGGCUGAGGAUCGUGACACCGGCGCCGGCCAGCCAGGGGUUCGCCGUGGUCAGGGAGCUCGGCGCCGACCACCCGGACCUUGACGCGGCCAAGGUCUCCCUCGGCGUCCUCGGCGUCAUCUCUCAGGUCACUCUGGCGUUGCAGCCGCUGUUCAAGCGGUCGGUGAAGUUCGUGACGCGCGACGACUCGGACAUGGCGGAGAAGCUGGCCGUGUGGGGCGGCCUCCACGAGUUCGGCGACGUGGCGUGGCUGCCGCGGCAGGGCAAGGCCAUCUACCGCGAGGACGACCGCGUGGACGUCUCGUCGCCGGGCAACGGCCUCAACAACUACAUCGGCUUCCGGUCGCAGCCGACGCUGGGGCUCAUCACCGCCAGAAUCGCAGAGGAGCGGCUAGAGGAGAACGGCACCGACAUCGCGCGGUGCCUGGCAGCGCGGCUGCCGGCGGCGACGUUCGAGCUGCAGGCGUACGGCUUCACCAACGACGGCGUCUUCUUCACGGGGUACCCGGUGGUGGGGUUCCAGCACCGCAUCCAGGCGUCCGGCUCGUGCAUCAACAGCCCGGAAGACGGGCUGCUCUCCUCCUGCACAUGGGACCCGCGCAUCCGGGGCCCUUUCUUCUACAACUCCGGCUUCAGCAUCGCGCUCUCCAAGGUGCCGGCGUUCGUCGCCGACAUGCAGAGGCUGCGCGACCUCAAGCCGCGCGCGUUCUGCGCGAUGGACGCCAAGAUGGGCGUGCUCAUGCGUUACGUCAAGGCCUCCUCCGCGUAUCUCGGCAAGGCGGAGGACUCACUCGACUUCGACGUCACCUACUACCGGAGUUACACCGAGGGCGCGCCGCGCGCGCACGCCGACGUGUUCGACGAGCUCGAGCAGAUGGCGUUGCGCAAGUACGGCGCCGUCCCGCACUGGGGCAAGAACCGCAACUUCGCCUUCGACGGCGCCAUCGCCAAGUACCCCAAGGCCGGCGAGUUCCUCAAGGUGAAGGACAGGUACGACCCGGAUGGGAUCUUCUCCAGCGAGUGGAGCGACCAAGUGCUCGGCAUCAGGGGCAGCCCCAACAUCGUGGAGAAGGGCUGCGCCAUCGAAGGGCUCUGCGUCUGCUCCGACGACUCGCACUGCGCGCCGGAGCAGGGCUACUUCUGCCAGCCGGGGAAGGUGUACACGGAGGCCAGGGUCUGUGCGUUCGACGGCUCCCGCCUCGCCGACGAAAUGUGAAACCAAUCCAAGUUGGGUGCACUGUAGAAAUUGAUCUCUGCACUUUGGCCCUGUUUGGAAUAGCGCCAUGAAUGUUGAACGUUGGUGGCGUGUUGGUUUGAUGUGAACUGAUAGCGAUGCAGACUCGGAUACGAUAUGUGUGUAUUGUAUUGUGUUUGGUUGAUAUAUCGAUCGUUGGUUUGAAAGCAAUUGAACGGCAUUGGUUUGUCAAA
Messenger RNA from Phragmites australis (common reed), 2046 nucleotides. RefSeq names its product probable L-gulonolactone oxidase 4. NCBI's taxonomy places the organism in Eukaryota, Viridiplantae, Streptophyta, Magnoliopsida, Poales, Poaceae. Gene Ontology annotation, molecular function: D-arabinono-1,4-lactone oxidase activity; FAD binding. Gene Ontology annotation, cellular component: membrane. The transcript has 3 exons. The coding region runs from base 62 to 1834 and encodes 590 amino acids. The record is from RefSeq and is a predicted model, not a curated record.